Molecule: messenger RNA, 2071 nt
Organism: Colias croceus (clouded yellow)
Lineage: Eukaryota; Metazoa; Arthropoda; Insecta; Lepidoptera; Pieridae
Gene: Nsun5
Product: 28S rRNA (cytosine-C(5))-methyltransferase
Exons: 6
Coding region: 91-2019 (642 amino acids)
Biological process (GO): rRNA base methylation
Cellular component (GO): nucleolus
Molecular function (GO): methyltransferase activity
Source: RefSeq, a predicted model, not a curated record
AGUGUGUCGGUGAGGUUAUUUUUUUGACAUUGAAGUUUGUCUCGUGAUUAUCAUUGAGAAAGCGCGAUGCACCUUUUUUUAAACUAAAAAAUGUUUGAACACUCCGUUCGAGUACCAAGAAAUUUUAAAAUAUCUGCAAAUAUUGUAAAGAAAGUAGCUACUGAAGGCGGCGGUGUAAAAAAUUUAUUGUACGAUAACAAGCUGCGACAUUUCAGAACUAAUGUUAUAUAUGCGCUUAUAACGGAAACUAUUAAACAUGCUGCUCAUAUAAACAAGCUCUUCGAAGCUACUGGCAUUUUAGAAAAAGAACAGCGCUUAGAUCCAUGGCUAGCCCGAGUUUUAACUACAGAACUGUUGUUUGGCAAAAAGGAGUUGCCCGGGCUCAGCAAACCCGAGCAAACUAUUCUGAGUUACAAAGAACAAUUCGAGAAAAUACCACUACAACUUGAUGAAGUAAAAUCUGAAGUUCGCAGACCUCGCUACGUAAGGAUAAACACUAAUCUCUUGACCACGUCAGAUGCCAUCAGAGCUUUCCAAGAUGAGGGCUACAAGUUCAUCAGAUGUACAUCGGGAUCAUACAAUGAUUACUUGCAACAGAUACAGGGUUUAUCGGAAUAUGACUUCACACAAGACUAUCAUGUGAAAACAAUGUUUGUUUUCCAUCCUGGCUCCAAGUUUCAUGAUCACGAUUUGUACUUGGAAAAUAAGAUUAUUCUGCAGGAUAAGGCUACAGCUUUACCAGUGCAAUUGCUUGCGCCUCCACCAGGCAGUGUAGUUUUGGAUAUGUGUGCAGCACCGGGCAUGAAAACAACACAAGUCGCCGCUUUUAUGAGGAAUCAGGGAAAAGUAUAUGCCGUUGAAAGAAAUGAAAACAGAUAUCAAACGCUCUGUGAUUUUGUUGAGAAGACCAAAUCUAAAUGCGUGACUACAAUGCACAGAGAUGCUUUGGAAAUUAAAAAGGGGGAGUGUGAAGAUGUGGAAUAUAUUAUUUUGGACCCAAGUUGUUCUGGAUCAGGUAUGCAACUCUCAGUACACAACUACGUGGAAGACGUUAGACUCGCUCGUCUCACAUCUCUACAAGAGAAAUUCCUAAAACACGCUAUGAAUUCCUUCCCAAAAGCCAAAAAAAUUGUUUACAGUACAUGUUCCAUAUUCCCAGAAGAAAAUGAAAGAGUUAUAUCCAAUGUUGUUAAAUCUUCUCGCGCUAAAUGGAAAGUACUAAAUGUUAAAGAUCUGUUGAAGGAACAAUGGAAUAACUAUGGUUCAGGAAUGUAUGGUGAAAUGGGAACGCGCUGUUUGUAUGCACGACCAGAAUCGGAUAUAACUACGGGAUUCUUUUUAGCAGUGCUAGAAAGAGAUCCUAAACAAGUGGAUAAUUCGGAAAACAUUGAAGUAGCAGACGAAGAACUUACACAGAAAAAAGCGAAAAAUAAUAAAAAACAAACCAGUGAAGAAACACAAGAGGCGGAAACUAUUGAACAAGAUGGUGAUGAAAAUUCUGGAAAUCAAAAGAAAAAGAAGAAAAAAUCAAAGCAUAAAAAAGAUGCAGAAGAUAAGAUAGUGGAAGAAGCAGAAACCACUAUUGUUGACGAAACGAGUGAGGAUAUAAAAUGUAAGAACAAAGUAGUUGAAGCAAGUUCUGAAAAUGGUGUAGAUUGUAUUGAAGUAAAUACUGAAACAGACAAGGUAAAGCAAAAGAAGAAGAAAAAGAAAAAACAAAAAGAUUUGAGCGAAGUUUCUGAAAAUCAUGACAUUAAUUCGAAUAAUGAUGAAGUGAUAAGCACAGAGGUUAAUUCGGAUGAAACGGAAUUGCCCAAAAAGAAGAAGAAAAAAAGUAAACACAAAGAAUUGAUAGAAAAUGACGUACUAGAACAAACCCAAGAAGGUAUUCAUAAAGACGUUGAAACAGAAACAUCAACAAAAAAGAGAAAGAAGUCAAAACAUUCUCUCGAAGAGGUUCCGGAGAAUGAUGAGGUUGAACCAGUUAAGAAAAAAAAGAAAAAGCGUAGCAAAGAGUAGCAUUUAGCUACCGUAUUUUGUAUGUUUUUAAAUAAAAAAAAUGUAUAGACAA